GUCCAAAUUCAAUUUCUGACCCAUACAGAAAAUAAAAGAAAAACCCGCUAACGGCUUUGCACUGAGCGAUUCACGAAACCCUUCGAUCAAAGGUUGGAAUCGAAAUGCAGAAGUCGGCAUUGCCACUGAGCGACGCGAAUGCGAACAAGAAGAGGAAGGAAUUGCGCAGCAAGGAAACGUUGGUGAAGCUUCUGAGAUGGCAUUUUGGGUACCCCGAUUUCAGGGACAUGCAAUUGGACGCUAUUCAAGCUGUGCUCUCAGGGAAAGAUUGUUUUUGUCUUAUGCCAACUGGAGGAGGCAAGUCGAUGUGUUAUCAGAUCCCUGCAUUGGCAAAAGCAGGCAUUGUGCUUGUCGUUUGCCCUUUAAUAGGACACAUGUGAUUUCUGACUUUUGUUCCUCUGACAGCCUUAAUGGAAAACCAAGUAAUGGCACUAAAGGAGAAAGGCAUAGCGGCAGAAUUUCUCUCCUCAACGAAAACAACAGAUGCAAAAGUAAAGAUUCAUGAGGACCUUGAUUCUGGAAAACCUUCUACGAGGCUGCUAUAUGUGACUCCAGAGUUGAUAACAACACCAGGGUUUAUGACUAAGCUGACAAAGAUUUAUACCAGGGGGUUGCUAAAUCUGAUUGCGAUAGAUGAGGCGCAUUGCAUCUCAUCUUGGGGUCAUGAUUUCAGACCUAGCUACCGUAAGCUAUCCUCUUUGAGAAGCCACCUACCAGAUGUACCAAUAUUAGCUUUGACUGCUACUGCUGUGCCUAAGGUUCAGAAGGAUGUAGUUGAAUCCUUGCAGAUGCAAAAUCCAUUAAUGCUCAAGUCUUCAUUUAAUCGUCCUAAUAUAUAUUAUGAAGUUAGAUACAAAGAUCUGUUGGAUGAUGCUUAUGCUGAUUUAUCUAAUACACUCAAAUCUCUGGGAGAUGUCUGUGCAAUAGUGUACUGCCUUGAACGUUCAAUGUGUGAUGACUUGUCAACUAAUCUAUCCCAAAAUGGCAUUUCAUGUGCUGCUUAUCAUGCAGGAUUGAAUAAUAAAAUGCGAACUUCGGUGUUGGAUGAUUGGAUAUCUUCCAAGAUAAAAGUUGUUGUUGCUACUGUUGCUUUUGGAAUGGGCAUUGAUAGAAAGGAUGUCAGAAUUGUAUGCCACUUCAACAUUCCCAAGUCAAUGGAAGCAUUCUAUCAAGAGUCAGGCAGAGCUGGUCGUGAUCAAUUGCCAUCUAGAAGUCUGCUGUACUAUGGGGUAGAUGAUCGCAAAAGAAUGGAAUUUAUAUUACGUAAAUCAGUGAGCAAGAAGUCACAGUCAUCUAGUUCACAAGAAGAAUCAUCCAAAAUGUCCCUGAUUGCUUUCAAUCUGAUGGUUGAAUAUUGUGAAGGGUCUGGAUGUCGCAGGAAAAGGGUUCUCGAGAGUUUUGGGGAACAGGUAACUGCAUCACUAUGUGGAAAAACAUGUGAUGGCUGCAGACAUCCAAACUUAGUUGCCCGAUAUUUGGAGGAUCUCACAACUGCUUGUGCUCUACGCCAGAAAAAUGGUUCUUCUCGAGUUUUUAUGACCAGUUCCACUGAUGCAAUUAACGGAGAACAGUUAUCUGAAUUCUGGAAUCAGGAUGAGGAAGCUAGUGGAUCAGAGGAAGAUAUAUCUGAUUCAGAUGAUGGUAAUGAGGUUGUCAACAACCUAACCCGGUCAAAGCUUCAAUCCAAAUUGGGAGUGAGUGAAAAGCUUGCUAUGUUACAACGGGCAGAAGAAAACUUCUAUCGAAAUAAUAAUGCUUACAAACAGAGCAACAAAGUUGACAAAAAUGCUAUUUCUGAUCCAAUGCGAGGAUCAAGCAGGCAAAGGUUACAAAAUGCUCUAAAACAGGUUCAGCAACGGCUUGACAACUUCAAGAUUGAAAUGGAAACAUCAGCAUCUUUCCUUGAAGAAGAAUGCUACAAGAAAUAUGGCAAGGUUGGUAAAUCAUUCUAUUAUUCGCAAGUGGCAAGUACUGUAAGAUGGCUGACAACUGCAAGUUCUAGCGAACUGAUCAACCGACUUAGUGCAAUUAAUGCUUCUACCUCAAUGAAUGUCUUGUCUGAAGCUGAAAACCUCCUCAUCCCAGCUAAUCAGCCCCUCACACCAGCUGAACAGCCCCUCACAUCGCCACCUGCUUUAGAUCCUUAUGCAAGAGAUACCAGCAAUGAACACUCAGGCACUGCUAGAUCAGAAACUUCUGCAUGUGUCUUGCCAAUGGAAGGUUCUUUUAGUACCAAUUUGCCACAGAUACCAUCCUUCUCUGAAUUCGUAAAUAGUAGGAAAGCAAAAGGGGACCAAUUACAUGACACCAAAAGGCAUUCAUCAAGAGUUGAAAAGAAGAUGAGGAUACAGUAGACUUAAUCCAGUGGCUACUAUUAUUGAGUUCAGAUUUUAGUUGCAAAGUAUCGACAGCCAACUUUGGUUUUUCUAAAUCAAAUAGCUGUUUUUCAAUCAUUUUCGUUUUUUUCUUAUAAGGAUAAAAUUCCAUUUGAGCGUUCAGAGCACGAUUGAUGCUGUGUAUUUUUGUUGGAUCAAAGUCUUGUCUAAGCGAUAACAUUAAGGAAACAAUCCUGCAGCAACUGUUAAUUAAAAGCUAAUGUGCUUUUUCAAGAAUCAAGAGAAGUAAUCAUGUAUUCGCCAAAAAGGAAAAAGAGAAGCAAUCAUGAUCAAUUUUUGUGCUUUUA
Molecule: messenger RNA, 2683 nt
Organism: Glycine soja
Lineage: Eukaryota; Viridiplantae; Streptophyta; Magnoliopsida; Fabales; Fabaceae
Product: ATP-dependent DNA helicase Q-like 3
Exons: 20
Coding region: 411-2354 (647 amino acids)
Biological process (GO): double-strand break repair via homologous recombination
Cellular component (GO): chromosome; cytoplasm
Molecular function (GO): ATP binding; 3'-5' DNA helicase activity; nucleic acid binding
Source: RefSeq, a predicted model, not a curated record